ACACGUGUAGUUGUCGGCUACCAUGACAACAUUUUAGGUCUACCAAUUGCAUGGGAGGAAGAAAAAGAGGAAAGGUGGCCAAUGGCGGGUGGCGCAGCUGCUGAAAAAGUCUUCUUCAUAGCACUGUUCAUGUUCUCUCUUUCAUUCUUUCCUUAUUUAAGGCCUUUAAGGUGGCGGCUUGGUCUGUGAUCUAGCUAGUUCCCUCCACAAUGGGCAAAGCAUCUAGUUCUUCCUCCUCUUCUAUCACCAGCAACAGAAACCCUUCUAAUUCUACUGCAUCCUCUCUCACACAGCAAAAUUCUGAAGAACUUCGCACAGAUCUUAGGCUUGGACUAGGCAUUUCCACCACUCAACAUGUUGGUUCUUCUAUUUCAAGGAGGCACUGGCAACCAAUACAGCCACAUGUGAGUAGUUUACAAAGUGGUGAAGUAAAUGAUUGCAGCGAUCAUACCAGCUUCUUUGUGAAGGUGUACAUGGAAGGAAUUCCGAUUGGUAGAAAACUCAACUUGUUAGCUCAUGAUGGGUACCACGAGUUAGUGAAGACGCUUGAACAAAUGUUUGACACUACCGUCCUCUGGGGGAGUGAGAUGGAUGGUGUGCAAUCAGAGAGGUGCCAUGUUCUAACUUAUGAAGAUGGAGAAGGAGAUUUGAUUAUGGUUGGGGAUGUUCCUUGGGAGAUAUUCUUAUCAUCUGUAAAGAGGUUGAAGAUCACAAGGGUUGAUGCAUUAGGGGGUUAAAUGCAUAUACGAUCAACUUUCGUGCUAUAGAGUGAGACUCAAAUAUAAGUGAUCACUGAUCCCUCAUGUGAUGCUAUUAGAGUAGGUCUGGAGAUAUUGGCAAGGGAUGGAGAUCAUAAGGACCAGCAAAAUCAAAGGAAAGAAAAUGAGGGGUUAAGUAAUGAUUUUUUGCCCCUUUAUUUUUGCAUAUUUAAAACUUCCAAUCUAGGAGAGCUUUGAAAUAAGAGUGCAUAAAGAAGUGUUUUGAAGGUUCGCAUAAGAAUUGCAAUUUUUUUUUCAUCCUUUUGUAAAAUAACUGAAAAUGAAGAAAACGAAAAAAAAAAAAAACUUUUUUGUCGACACCUCUACUGGCUUUACAUUCUUUCAAGUUUCUAGAAGUCAACUUUUAGCUUCUCUCAUUGCCGACAUAAUUUCCCCGUUUGUUAAGACCCAGUUCCUCCGCAUUCUCACAAAGAAAAGCAACAAGCCGAAGGAAAAUUACACAAAAAUAUAUGAAGACAUGAAGAAGGUUGAAACCGAUGGUGUGGGAGGAAUAAGGAACAACGAAGGGACAGACAUCAUAGAAUGUCGAGUACAAUUGAAUUAUGUUAUUUAUAUACACUUGCUGUUUAGUUUCAAAUUUCAAUCACAUAAUGCUUGAUUUUGAUUUUGAUUAGUAUAUUUACUGUGUCCCAGCUGAAAACAAAU
Messenger RNA from Abrus precatorius (Indian licorice), 1424 nucleotides. RefSeq names its product auxin-responsive protein IAA30-like. Bases 210 to 737 code for a protein of 175 amino acids. The record is from RefSeq and is a predicted model, not a curated record. Gene Ontology annotation, cellular component: nucleus. Gene Ontology annotation, molecular function: protein binding. Lineage: Eukaryota; Viridiplantae; Streptophyta; Magnoliopsida; Fabales; Fabaceae. Gene Ontology annotation, biological process: regulation of DNA-templated transcription. The transcript is spliced from 4 exons.